UCUUCCCUUUUUUUUUUCUUUUUUUAAAGCAGCAACAGACUAGCCAGCCAUAUUAUAGAGGUGGAAAUAAAGCUGCCCCAAUAUUAUAAAUGUCUUUGUAAUAAAUCCGUGCAUUUUUUUUAGCAUCUAACCACUUCUCACCUUCCAGCCCUGAGUCCCCAGAUCACCCCCUCCCAGCCCCUAACCAAACUACAUCUCAGUCCUUGAAAAUGCACAGAGACGCCUGGCUACCUCACCCAUCCUUCUGUUUCACUGGGCUCAGUCUGUUUUUCUCUCUGGUGCCAUCAGCAUCGAGUAUGGAGGUCACAGUUCCCAUGACCCUCAAUGUCCUCAACGGCACUACUGUGCGCCUGGCCUGCACCUUUAACUCCUGCUACACAGUGAACAAUAAGCAGUUCUCCCUGAAUUGGACCUACCAAGAGUGCGAAAAUUGCACUGAGGAGAUGUUUCUCCAAUUUCGGAUGAAAAUCAUUAACCUGAAGCCCAACCGUUUUGGGGAUCGGGUGGAGUUCACAGGGAACCCCAGCAAGUAUGAUGUGUCUGUGACCCUGAAUAAUGUACAGCUGGAGGAUGAGGGCACCUACAAAUGUUAUGUCAUGAACCCACCUGACCGCAACCGUGGCCUAGGCACAAUCUACCUACAGGUCCUAACACAAGUGCCCCCUGAACGUGACUCAACGGUGGCUGUGAUCGUGGGCGCCUCAGUGGGUGGUUUCUUGGCUGUCGUCAUCCUGGCACUGAUGGUGGUCAAGUGUGUGAGGAGGAAGCAGGAGCAGAAGCUGAAUGUGGAUGACCUGAAGACAGAAGAGGAGUGUAAGACAGAUGGGGAGGGCAAUCCAGAAGAUGGCACCAAGUAAGGGUGGAUGGUCUCUUGGUCUUCCCCCUCUCACGCCUACUUGUCUUCCUCUCAUUCCCCACCCUAUACAAUGUGCUCCUUGCCUACCCCUCUCACUAUGCUUCUCCUAAGCCAGGAUUCUAGCCCCCAACGCUGUGCCUCCUACUCGAAGCCCUCCCUACCCCCUUGCCCCAAGAGUGACUCACCUCUCUUCCAUCAGAGACACCCACCAUUAAACCAACUGGGAAUUGAAGUUCAGAUGGGGUGUAGGAAAGUGAGGGGGCCUAGUAGGUAUCACUGCCCAUAUAAAUGCCCAUCUUCUUCCACAAGAGGAAGGUAAAACAAGGCCCUAGGCUGGCCAUUCCUACAUGAGAGUUAAGAAGCUCAUGCCAGAAUCCUAAAGAUGGAGAAGUCUUGGGAAAGGAGGAUUGUGGAGGAAGAAAAAGCUCUCUCUGCCUGUCUGGAACUUGGUUUGAGUCUCUAAUGCUGCAUUAGCCCUAGAGAGAAGCCUGUUUAAGAGGCCAUUCUGGCGCUGCAGAAGACCCCUUGUUCUGUUUUUUGCAGAAUUCCUGGGAUUUCUCCUAACAGAGAAUCCCUUCAAAGAUCAUCAAGUUUUUUUUGGGGGGGGUGUCUGAAUGAGUUCCCAUAGUUUGGGGGUGGCUGGUGGACUAAAGUGCAUUUCCUAGAUAUAGGAGGCUGGGAGCAAAAUCCAAGAGAAGCAGGAGCCUCACUCUCACUAUUCUCUGUCAUGGCUCUGUUGUCCUCCUCAGAUCAUCAGCAGAGUUCUUCCACCUCAUUAUUCUAUGACUAGGAGCCCCUUGAGUUUUUAGGGGGAGCUUAGUGGAAGAAAUGAGAGUCACUUGAGCUGGGCAUGGGUGAAGGGAAUGUGUAGUUCUAGCUAGGUAAGCUGACUGGGGGUGGCUAGUUUGACACCGGUUGCCUAGCUACAGGAAAGCCCCAGUUGCAAACCUGGUUGGCGGGGGAGACACCUUUUACUAGCAGUCUCUGCUACCCGCCUUCUCAGAUGAGAUGCUCCCCUCUCUUCACUCCCCCCAAUCUAUGCCUUAGGAACACUGUGUGUGUGUGUGUGUGUGUGUGUGUGUGUGUGUGUGUGUGUGUGUGUGUUUGGGGAGGGGGAGGAUGGUAAGAAGAGAGAGAGACAUUCUGAGGCUAAAGGAUGGGUAUUGAAUGUGGCACAGAGAAGAAUGGAGGUAGCUUCUUUCCAAGGUCCAGUUUGGACAGACCAUUUCCAGUCACCCUCCACAGGGUCUCUGACUAGUCUAAGAUGUGCUGUUCAAGUACAUAGGUCAGGUAAAAGACCAGAGAUGAGGUGGGAAUGAAGAGAAGGCAUUUAGGAGGGGGCUUCAAAUCUCCUUGUCAUUUAGGCCUAGGGUAGACCUCAAUUCUGCCCACUUAUGGUGAUAGGUGGUACUGGGGGGGAGGUGGAGAAUCAAAGGGACUGAGAGGAGACCUAAUUUUCACUGCCAAUUUACCAGCUGCCCCAAACAGAGAUGUAAGAGUUGCUUCAGCUUGUGUUUUCCUUAGCUCCUUCAGGAAGAAAGUCUGGAGACAGUCAGGACUCUGAGUAUGAUCUCUAUCCUCUGAGGAUUACAGCACUCUCUUCCCUGGUUCAUCUGUGCCCAGGAAGAGUCAGACAGGAUAACUGGUUCUCCAGGCUGGAGGAGUUUUUUUUUUUUCUUUUUCUUUAGGCUUCUGGGUGGUUAAGGGGACAUAUAAACCUUCCUUGGGCUAUAGAUGAAGAUUGAUUAUUGUCCUGCCUUUCCUUAUUGUCGCUCCUCCAGACAUUUCACAAAAGGAUACUGCUACUUAAGUCCAAAAAAAAGAAAUGUAUUUAAAAGAGAGGGAGUCAGAAUAAUGGGGAAUGGAGAGACUAAAGAUGUUGGGAAAUGCCUUUAUCCUCCAACCUAAGCUAAAUUCACCCUUAGCCCUGCCUGGCCCCUUGCCCCACCCCAGUAUUGCACCUCCAGGGGGCAAAAUGUCAUACACAGGGCAUGUAGGUGAAAGAAGAGGUGAAGGGAAGGGACUGAGACAGUGUUCUGAAAGGACAAUCCCUGUCCCUGCCCACCUGGCCUCUCAGGUUUAUGUGGCCCAAAAAUGACUGGGUAAGACAAUCUAAAACUCUGGGGAUGCACGAGAAGCCAUAACAGAUAUGUGAACUACCAGCUCAGCUCUUUUUGGGACCAAGAUUAUAAUAAUACUUUUUUUGCAUGUGUGUGCAUCCAAUUCCAUCUCUGUAGCUAAAGCCUGAGCCAUUACUGCUGGGUUGGAGUUUGGGAAGAGAUGGAGUAGGAAGAGAGGGGGAGAGAAUGGGAAAGGGAGAGGAGCUCCAGGGUCAGAAAGAAAAGUAGACAGGGUGAAAUGUUACAUCCUACGUUUCUCCAAGGCCCCAUCUAGUACCUAACUGCCAAAUCAACACUGCCAAUGGGGUGGGACUGGAGUGAAGGUAAGCAGGCUAUCUGUCUGGGUUAGGUUAUUGGCUGCCCAGAGAGGAGAAGAAAGGCCAUGGGACUCUCACCUGUUUUUUAUCAGUACCUAAGGAAGGUCACUCACUCCUGCUUAUUCUUCUGAAUGCACCUUCCCUCUGCCCUCUCAUCACUUCUAAAUUUUCCACCAGCCCUGAUUCUGGACACUGUAAUUCCUCCUUGGGUUUUUAAGGUUUGCAAGAAGAAGUUGAUUUUCCCUUCUUCCAGCCUUUCAAAUACUUUUCUCUCCAAGGGCCAGUGAGGAUCUCUUCAAGACCAACUUCAAUUAAAAAACAAACAAGCAUUGAUUGAGCAUCUGUUACGUGUCUUUGGCAUUCAAAGACAAAAAUGAAACGGUCCUGGUCCUCAAGGGGCUUGCAUUCUUCUUGGGGAAGGAAUACAACAUGUACACUGUCUAUAAAAAGUCAUCUCGAGAGGGAAAAAACAAUAACUUCUGAAGGAAUCAGGGCAGGUCUUGUGUAGGAGGUAGCCCCAGAACUCUGCUUUGAAGAAAGCUUGGGACUCAAGGAGCUAGAAAUGAGAAGGGAAUGGCAUUGGGGGUGGGCUGGGCAACCACCUUUGCAAAUGCAUGGAGGCAGGAGUGUAGUGUUAUAUGUGGCGAACAAGAUUAUAGGCCAGUUUGAUGGGACAGAGUGUGAAAGGGGAAAUGAUUGGAACCAUAUUGUGGAGGGCUUAAAAUGUCUAUUUUACCCUAGAAGCAAUAGUGGGUCACUGGAAAAUUUUGAGUAGAAGAGAGACAUGGUUCAAUCUGUGCUUUUUAAAAAACCAGACCUGUGAUUUCAUUAGUGCAGGGAGCUUUCUCUGUCAACACAGAUUGACACCUUUUCUGAUGCUUAAUCUUAGAGUCUGGAGAACUGAGAAGUGACAGGUAACCAGUGUGUCUCUGAGGUAAAAUUUGAACCCAGGUCUUCCUGACUACAAGGAAUUAUGCCAUGAUAUUGAAAAAUCUAUACUUUAGAAAUCUUGAGUUGGUAUGUGUAUGUGUGGAAUAGAUUAGAGAAGGGUAGGGAAUGGAAGGAUGACCAGUAAGGAGUACAUUGCAAUAGUCUAGGAGAGGAGAGAUGAAGACCUUACCUAGGAUGAAUAGGGAUUUUGUGAGUGGAGAGAAAGGGAUGAUUGCAAGAACUGUGGAGGUAGAAUUAACUAAGACUUGGUCAACAGAGUAUGGAGGUGAAGAGUUAAGGGUGAUUCCAAAGUUGUGACCUCUGUGAGUGGUAGGCUAAUGAUGCUCUCAGAAGAAAAAAGGGAAAUUUGGAGAAGUGAUGGCUUUUGGAAGAAAUAGAGUUGUUUCGGACAUGCUGAAUUUGAGAUGCUGAUAAGGUGGGAUGUCCAGGUGGAGAUGUCCUUCAGCCAGCUGGUGAUGUGGGACUUUUGGAGACAUGGGGACCUAAUAUAGAGAUUGGAGAGUCAUCUUCAUAGAGAUGAUAAUUGAAUCCAUAGGAUCAAAUGAUACCACUAAGGGAGACUAUGGAGAAACAGAAGAACUAGAACUGAGUAUUGGGGUAUGCUCACAUUUAUUGGGUAUGACCAGACUGAUGAGACUGAGCAAAGGUGGUGAAAGAGGUAGGGGGAGACCUAAAAGGUCUUAAGGGAGGAGACCUUCCAGGGUCAGCAGGGGGUGGUCAGCAGCAUCAAAAACGGCAGAGAGGUCAAAUAGAGUAAAGACUAAGGCUAAGCCAUUGGAUCGAACCAUUUGGUAACCUUGGAGAAAGUAGUUUCAGUGGGGUUGAGAAAAGAGGGAAGGAUGAGGACAUGGAUGCAUUGAGUGUAGAUAACUCUUUCCAGGGGUUUAGCUAUGAAAUGGAGAAGAGAAAUGGGACUAUUGUUUGAGGGAGGGCAGGAUCAAAUGGAAGUUUUUAAGGAUAGAGAACUUUUGUAGAUAGUGGGAGGAAGAGGCCAGAAGGGAAUGAGAGAUAAGAGAUAAGAGAGGAUUAUUGAAGUGGUAAAUUUCUGGAGGGGAAAGGAUGGGACUAGGAGCCCAAGUGGAAGAAUUGGCCUUGGAAAUGAGAAAGAAAACUUCCUCAUCAGUUUGGAGAAAAGGAGAUGAUAAUGAGGGAUGAAGAAGAGGGAUUUUGAGGUAUAGUUGGGGAAAAGAGGGAGCUUGCAAUGAACAUUCCCUUUUUUCUCAGUUAAAGGAGAAGACAAGUCCCCUUCUGAGGGAAAAUGAGGAAGAAAGUAGCACAGGAGGUUUGAAAUGAAAUUGUCUCUCUAGAAUAGCCACUGUAGAGAAUCUAAUAGAGAGUCAAUCAGGAAACAGUGAAAGGAUUGCCUUGCAGUGCAUCAGAUGACAUAAAAUUGUAGUGAACCCAGUCUAGAGGAUUGUGAUUUUGUCCUGGAUCAUUCAACAAGAGAGUAGGACUAGGGAAGGCAGAGUAAACCAGGUAGAGGGGUAAGAAGGGUAGAAGAUUCACAAAGUUUGACUGGUGACAGGAUUGAACCAGGGGGACAAGGAAGGGUAGAAGGACUAGAGACAAGGAUGAAGACUAAGCUUAGGAGGAGUAAGAUGGAGGGAGAGGUUGAAUGAUAGAGGAUUGUUGCAUUUCAGAUUUCUGGCCCAUGAUGGUAGAAGAAUUGUGAGUGAUUGUCCAUCCAUCCCUCUGUGUGCCUGAAGUAGAAUGCAGAUGGAAGCCACGGGCAUUUAGGAGACUUAUAAACUAGGAGGCCAAAGUAUUUGAGAGGACACUGCGUAUAUUAAAGCCUCCAAGUAAAAUGGCAGUUUGGGGUGAGAAGAUUGUGACCAAGGCAUUGAGCUCUUUGAGAAAGGAGGAAGAAUGACUUCAAGGCCUGGAGAUUAUUGUGACAAGAGUUAGAACCAAGUAAGAAAGAUGAAUGCAACGAACCAUAAAACAGGAUGAGUUGUUGAGUAAUUGUGGUGAAGGUACAGUCUAGUAGUGAGAGUGAAGAGCUGACAAUAUGCUUACUUUUUUCUGCUGGCCCAGUGUGUCAUGGAGAAGGAACAUACAGUGCUCAAGAGAAUUGCUCAAGAUGCAUUGUUUUCUGAAGUUUUCAUUAUUACAAAAAGAUGGAAAAUGUGAAGUGAAAAGAUAUAGGAUAAAGAGUGGCCUGUUCACAAUGGAAUAGAGGCUACAGAAGGUUUAGUGGGAGGUAGGACAGAAGAUCUAGAUUGCGGAUGGGUAGGAAUGAAUUGGAUAGGGAUGAGAGUACAAAGAGAAAUAGGAAGAGUUUUUGCCUCAUUUGCCAUUGACUCUGAAUCGUGGGGAUGAGAUGAUGUGUGUGAUUUUACCCACCAUUUAGUGGGGAAUUACCAGUUCACAGGAGUCAUCAACCUUCUAGGGUGUUGUGGUGACUGGGCACAAAGUCAAUUUGGGUCCUACUGGUUCUGAUGCUCCCUCAGAAGCCCAGCCUCAAGGAUAGAGAAAGAACAAGGCACUAAUUAGAUUCUUGGGGCUUGGGCCAAAAUCAUUCUUUGAAUCUGCCCCUGAGCCUCAUUUUAAGGUGAUGGGGAUCAUAGAUCUACUUCUGGAAGAGACCUCACAAGAAACUUUAGUCCAACACUUUCAUUUUACAGACAAUAAAGCCAAGGUCUUAGGGAGUUUAAAUGACUUACAUAGGGCUGCACAGGUAGUGUAGUGUUAGGUGUGGUGUUUGAAUCCAGCCAAUGGUCUUUCUGUUUGUUCUACAAUGAGGCACACUCAAGAGAUACACUGGGUAGGGGUGCAAGUACUCAGUUCUCAAUAAGUGGAAACAAAAGCUUUCUCACACAGCUUUCCCCUCCCUACCCCCCCCCCCCAACUGCUUCUGGUGCCCUGAGGCUCAGGAUCUGUGAAGGCCCCUCUGCUGUCCUUGGUGCCUAAAGACUGAAGCCUGAGAUGAAUGCGAAGACCAACCAGUGUUAGGUUCCUGGAAGGCUGAGUUAAACCCAUGCUCUUCAUCCAUCCGGGAAGUUCAUCUCAACCUAAGUGUCGAUGAGACAUAUUCAGGAGAUAGAUAGCCUUGCUCAGCCUUCAGUGAUGAUUCUGUUGAAGUCAGCCAGUUAAAGUAGGGAUGUUGCUGGGUUUGGCCCAUAAUAAUUCCCCUUUGUUGGAGGGGAGGUGGGGGUGACUUGGUCCUAGGGCCGGCAGUUACCAGGACUAAUAGCAUUUUGAGAACUUAUCUGCAAGGCCCUCUAAGUUUAUUCCAAGAGUCCCUGAGAGGAAAUCAGGAUUCCUGGGCCCUUUCCCCAGCUUUUAAUCUGUGGUGAGAGCUUAGGGGCUCAUGCCCUUAGCUAUAGAAGAAAAAGGAUUAGACAUUGAGAGUGCCCAGGGGUACCCAUCUCCUCUAUGCAUUCAACUCUCUGCUGAACCUAAGACUUUCCUUUCCUACAUUGCUCCUCCCAAGCUGCCUCUCCUUCAAGAGACUUACACUUACUCAUGCUACUCUCCAUUGGGGCAGCUGAGUAAUUUCUUUCCUUGCCCUCAGAGUACCUACUCAUUGUCAUUAGCUACAUUUCUGGCUAUAGCAGCCCUUUCUUCUCUCUGACCCUCUUCCCAGUGUUCUGGGGUUCCUAUCCCCUCCUAUCCUGCUUUCCUCCUCAAGCUUCUUCCCAAUAUGUCACUGUGAAAGGGAAUGGGCUGGCCAACAAUGGAAAUUAGAGUUUAUGAAUAAAGCACAAUUUUUUAGGAUUGAAAUGCCUUGGGUUGCCUUGGAUCCUAUCUUGUAAAUAACCCCUUGCCUGCUCAUCCUGAGUCAAUAUAUCAACAAGAAGAAAAAAGAAGCUAAUACCAUGUGCUUCCUGGGGAAGGGUGGGCUAGUAGUUAUUUACAAGGGCAGGUAAAUCAAGUAGAUAAUGAAAGAUACUGGUCAGGUCCAGAGUGAUAAGUCUGGGUCACAAGAAUGGCCUGGAUCAUUUGGAAUGGGUUAUGAAUCAAGAGAUUUUUCCUUCCUAUCCAUGUCUUAAUGGACAGGAAAACCCAUGUCUUAAGUAUUUCCUGUAUCUUGCUGAUGUCUUCCUUUAAUUGCAACUUGUCGAUGCCUCUGUAUAUAGAUGUGCUCAUGUGCUCUAUACAUACACAUACUUCUGUGUGUAUGUGUAUGUUAUCUAUAGGUAUAAAAACAUCUCGCUGCACUCACCACAAGCUUGUUAUAUUUGGGGGUGUCAUUUUCUCAUUUUGGGGGCUGAUUUCACCAAGACCAAAUCAUGGAAUGUUAUAUUGCUUUUUGUACCUUUGGAGGAAAAAAAUCUCACAAGACUAAAAUUUGCACUUAAUAGGUUUUUUGUGUGUUAAUUGGGGGGAGGGACAUGGUAGAGGGGUUGCAAAAAGAUAUAUAUCACUGCCGCUGUAUGGAGCAGAAAUUUGGGGAAGAACAUGUUUCUCUCAAGGAGUGUCAUUAUUUGGAUCUGUCUGCCAUAAUAAAUAAUUUGCCUCCACCCAAAC
This is a messenger RNA of Dromiciops gliroides (monito del monte), 8714 nucleotides long. RefSeq names its product sodium voltage-gated channel beta subunit 2 (gene SCN2B). Bases 210 to 857 code for a protein of 215 amino acids. The record is from RefSeq and is a predicted model, not a curated record. Lineage: Eukaryota; Metazoa; Chordata; Mammalia; Microbiotheria; Microbiotheriidae. The transcript is spliced from 4 exons. Gene Ontology annotation, cellular component: membrane.